AUGCCCUCGUAUGGCGCCGAAGCAACCGACCGCUCUUCCUUUGCACAUGCUCAAACAUCACCGCCUCCCCCCGCGCGCUCGCCCUCGGACCGCUCGCCCCCCAAUGGCACCGCUGCCGCGAUGAACGGGAAGAUGGCCAAUGGAAUGCAGCCCAUGGCAAACGGCCGCCCACCCAGGCCCGCGAGCAUCGACAAGCGCCUGUCCCAGGACGACGCACGUCAUGCCCGGAGCAGAGGAGACUACAUGGACGCCGACAGCUCCAACACCAAGUCGCUCGACACGCAGAGGCAGUCGAGCGAGCGCCCGAGCAGAGACGACGGCUACUUCGCCUCGAUACACAGCAGCAAGACCAAGGACCGCCUCUGUGGCAGCACCACGCACGUCGAGCUCGGCCAGAUCGAUGCUCAGGACGGCACCAAAGAAGCAAGCAGGGACUUCUAUGUUCCGCACGUCGGCUCCGUCUCCCAUCCUCCCACGUCGCCGUCGCCGCAGCCCCAACCCGACGAGGGCACGUCCAGUCUGCAGGUACCGAGCCAAGCGCAUCGCGUCUCCUCCCCGCCUGCCUUCAACCACAACAACCCCAGCCCCUCUCAACAACCUCAUCGUCUGCAGCAACGUCAUACCCUCGAGGUCCCCAAGCUGCAAACAUCGCGCGCCCGCGAACCCCAGAACAACACCGACGACGUCAUCAGCGCUAGUGGACGCUUCUCGCCUUCCACACCGCACAAACGGAGAGGCUCCAUGUCGCUUGUGCGUCGGACCACACGCUCCGUCAACUCCGACAUGCAUCUCGACGAGGUGCCCCAGGACGAUGAGGCCGCGCGCUGGGCUGAGCACAUCCGCCAGAAGCGAGCAAGCAAGCGGAAGCGCAAGGAGGACGAAGACGAAGACCGCGUCGUGGUAGGCACCAAGGUCGACCAGAACCACGUCAACUGGGUCACAGCUUACAACAUGUUGACGGGUAUCCGCUUCACCGUCUCGCGAACCAACGCCAAGAUGGACCGAGAUCUCACUGAUGCCGACUUUGACGCGAAGCACAAGUUCUCGUUUGACAUGUACGUGCCGGCCGGCUUUCCUUGCAACAUCAAGUACCUGCUAGAGUUCAUCUCCACUUCAACUGGUAACGAGCUUACUCCUUCCGCCAAAUACGACUUCAAGUUCAAGGACUAUGCACCAUGGGUCUUCCGCCAUCUCCGCACUACCUUCAAGCUCGACCCCGCCGAUUAUCUCGUGUCGCUAACCAGCAAAUACAUCCUUUCCGAGCUCGGCUCUCCCGGUAAGAGUGGCAGCUUCUUCUAUUUCUCCCGCGACUACAAGUACAUUAUCAAGACCAUCCACCACGCUGAACACAAGUUCCUCCGCAAGAUUCUCAAGGACUACUACAACCACGUGCAAGAGAACCCAAACACUCUUCUUUCCCAGUUUUACGGCCUGCAUCGCGUAAAGAUACCCUAUGGACGCAAAAUCCACUUCGUCGUCAUGAACAACCUGUUUCCCCCGCAUCGAGACAUCCACAGCACGUUCGACCUCAAGGGCUCUACCAUUGGGCGAGACUUUAAGGAAGAGAACUUGGCAACCAACCCCCGCGCGACACUGAAGGACCUCAAUUGGUUACGCAGAAACCAGCAUCUUGAGUUAGGGCCGUCCAAGAAGAAGAUGUUCAUCGAGCAGAUGCAAAGAGACGUCAAGUUGCUGCAGCGCUUACACAUAAUGGACUACUCGCUCCUCAUUGGUAUCCACGACCUGGAAAAGGGUAACGAGGAGAACCUGCGAGACAAGACACUCAAGGUCUUUUCACCAGGUGGAGAGGAGGCACCAGAGCCCCAACCGAAUCAGCUUAUGCGGACGCCUUCGAAGUUGGAGAGUGCUCGGAAAGCAAGGGAACUGAGGCAGAUGGUCAAGACACAGAAACCAGUACCCAUGGGUCAGACGUCUAGCAAGAUGCCGAAUGAGUUGGAAGAUCCUAACCGGAACUUCUACUUCUAUUCUGACGAUGGUGGCUUCCGAGCCACUCACGAGGACGAAACCCCCGGAGAGGAGAUAUACUACCUUGGCAUUAUCGACUGUCUGACACACUACUCUUUCAUCAAACGUAUGGAGCACUUUAUUAAAGGCAUUGCUAAUACCGAGUCUCAAAUAUCUGCUAUACCUCCCGAGCGAUACGGCGAUCGAUUCAUCAAGUUCAUCAGCGGUGUCACCAAGACUAGAGAAGCGGCCGAGCGUGAGAAGAUGGAAGAGGCCACAAACGAUCUCAACGAACUCUCGCUUGACGGUGUCAAUGCGACUGCUGCGCAGCGAUCGUCGACCGACCGUGUCCUGGAGAAGGCCGAGCAUCAAGCCGACCGCUCGCGGCGACAAGGUCAUGGUGAAGAAAACGUACCAAAUCUACACUUGAGGGCAGUACGUAGUCCGUCGGCGGAAAGAGGAGAGAUUGGGACCACUCUGCCUGUGGUGGAAGAGGCCGGUGAAUCUUCAAGUGUUGGCGGGCACAGCAACCGGAGUGCCUCAGAUCGCCAUGCUGCCAAUACGAGUAGCGAGAAGUCCUCAUUACCACCACCCACAGGAGCGCCCUACCUCGGCCCUCCACGACUUGAAGCCAGAGCCAGGUCUACAUCCAGGGAAAGGGAUCAUGCACAGGGAAGACCGCCGCCUACACCGCCGAAGGACUCUGGCACCGCGAGUAGCGAUGGGCGCCCGCCUACACCGGCAAAGGACGCCGAAUACAUGCCCAACAGGCACUCUGGACCACCCACACCACCAAAGGAGGACAAGAGGGGAGGUAUACCCAGAGCCUCUUUGGAUAAAGAUCUACCGCGCACGCCAUUAGAGACCACUAUCAGGGUCGGCUAA
Molecule: messenger RNA, 2850 nt
Organism: Alternaria hordeiaustralica
Lineage: Eukaryota; Fungi; Ascomycota; Dothideomycetes; Pleosporales; Pleosporaceae
Exons: 3
Coding region: 1-2850 (949 amino acids)
Biological process (GO): phosphatidylinositol metabolic process
Molecular function (GO): phosphatidylinositol kinase activity
Source: RefSeq, a predicted model, not a curated record